This is a messenger RNA of Nothobranchius furzeri (turquoise killifish), 6738 nucleotides long. The record is from RefSeq and is a predicted model, not a curated record. NCBI's taxonomy places the organism in Eukaryota, Metazoa, Chordata, Actinopteri, Cyprinodontiformes, Nothobranchiidae.
CGGUUAAAUGUGCGUUUUACCGCUAGCGUCAGAAACCAAUGCUCUGGCACAGCUUAUCGCCUCCCGAAGCGUUGGGAGUCCCAACGCAUCGGAAACAAAUGCUUUGUCACCCAUCGUCAUUUUCCAACGCUUCGGGUGUGAAGAUGCGUUGCGUGAGUCCAGCAAGGAGCAUGGCGGCGAGUACUGGCUCGCAGCGAAGCUCCCAAGUGAAUCGAUCCGUUCCGUGCCGUUGAUGCUUCCAGAGUGAAGUAGGGUCUAGUGGUCAUAACUUAGAGAAAACGUAUAAACUAUUAAACUUAAAAGAUGCUGAAGGACAAUGAUCCAAAAAACAAUCAUUCAUUCCAAGUGUCUUAUAUCCAUGACAAUGGAGGGAGAUUUUGAUGGUUCAGGGUCAAUCAUUACUUGGGCAUAUGUUGGUCAUACAGAGGAAAUAUACCUUAAAUGAGCUUUUGGGGACCUUACAAUGGUUUUAGGCUUUAAAACAAAGGUUGCAUUUGUGAAAACAAGACUAAACUAUCUAUAAGAAACUGUAGUCAUUGAAGUUGUGGUCCUUUAGAAUGAAAACAUUUGUAAUUUAGCAUAUUUUCCUCAGUCAAGUGAAGGCUUAGUUUUCUUUACAUGACUUUAUGUGUUGGCCUGGUUUUGUUGGGUACCUGUGAGCUGUGCAGAAGGCAGCUGCCUGCCUUCUGACAGAAGAGGAACAACGCCAUCACGUCAAACCUGCCCAGGGCCAGCCCGCAUUCUCUUCCAGUCUACUUCAGAACCCAUUUAGGGAUCUCAUUACUUGUUUUUGAGUCCUAAUGCUAUAUCACCUACUGACUUGUUUGAACUUUUAUACCCCCACACCCCAGCCAGAGCACUGAGGUCUACAAAUCAAUUACUUUUGCACAUUCUUAGAUCCAGGUUCAAAAAUAGAGAUGCCAGACCUCUUUUUGGUGAUGGCCCAUGAUCUGUGGAACAGUCUACGUUUUCUCAUCAAAGCCGCCAGAACCCUUGAUCCUUUGUAGUCAACGAUGAAAUCCCAUUUAUUUUCACUAACCCUUUGUCCUGGAUGAGCAGAAUACAUUGCUUUUAUUGUGCAUACACAGUUACUUUUAUUUCUUUCUAUUUUGUACACUUGUAUAUUAAAGCCGUAUCAAUUGUUAUAGUUUUUUUUUGCUGAUUUAGCAAUUGUUGCUUUUAUAUUUUAUAGCUUGACUUGAUCUUGUGCCCUUUUAGCCCAAACAAUCACUGAGCUCACAAAAUAAUGCAAACCUCUGGAUUAAAGGAAAUGUAGAUUAUAAAGUAACAUAAUCCUCUGUGUUUUCUUCUCUCCCUUUCAUCCAGCCUGUGAGCUGAUGAACCGUGGUAUUCUGGCUCUCGUCAGCUCAAUCGGCUGCAUGUCGGCAAGCAGUCUUCAAACCCUGGCUGAUGCCAUGCACAUCCCCCACCUCUACAUUCAGCGCUCCCCAGUGGGAACACCCCGGUCAGCCUGCCCGCCCACCAGCCGCAUUCAAGGAGCAGAUGACUACACCCUAAUGGUCCGCCCACCUGUGUACCUCAACGAGGUCAUCAUGCAGGUGGUGUCUGAGUACAGCUGGCAGAAGUUUGUCCUCUUCUAUGAUUCCGAUUUUGACAUACGAGGCAUCGAGGAUUUCCUGGACCGUACUUCACAACACGGAAUGGAUGUGUCCCUUCAGAAGGUGGAAUCUAAUAUCAACAUGAUGAUCACGAGUCUGUUCAGGACAAUGCGUGUGGAGGAGCUGCACCGCUACAGAGACACGCUACGAAGAGCAGUGCUGUUCAUGAGCCCUGCUACCGCCAAGGCUUUCAUCACUGAGGUUGUGGAGACAAACCUGGUUGCCUUCGAUUGUCACUGGAUCCUGAUUAAUGAGGAGAUCUCAGACUAUGACUUACAGGAGUUAGUCAUGAAGUCAAUCGGUCGGCUCACCUUGGUACGCCAAAUGUUUCCAAUGCCCCAAAAUACAACUCAGCGCUGCGUGAAACACAACCACAGGAUCAACACUUCCCUCUGCGACCCCAAAAACGCCAAGGCUCAGCAGCUGGAGAUCACCAACCGCUACAUCUAUGACACCGUGUUGCUGCUGGCAAACACCUUCCACAAAAAGCUGGAGGACAGGAAGUGGCACAGCAUGGCCAGUCUGAGCUGCAUCAGGAAGAACUCCAAACCAUGGCAAGGAGGGAAGAGCAUGCUGGAAACUGUCAAACAGUUCGGAGUGAGCGGCCUAACCAGCUUCCUGGAGUUCACUGACAAUGGCACUAACCCCAAUAUCUUCUUUGAAAUCCUGGGAACAAAUUAUGGAGAAGACAGGGGACGUGGCGUCAGCAGGCUGGCCACAUGGGACCCAGUUCACGGAUUGAAUGGCACUUUGACAGACAGGAAAUUGGAAAAUAACAUGAGGGGAGUUGUUUUACGAGUCGUCACUGUUCUGGAGGAGCCAUUUGUAAUGGUGUCUGAGAAUGUGUUGGGAAAACCAAAGAAGUACCAGGGCUUCUCCAUCGACGUUUUGGAUGCUCUGGCCAACUACUUGGGCUUUAAGUAUGAGAUCUACGUGGCUCCAGACCACAAAUAUGGCAGUUUGCAGUCCGACGGUCAGUGGAAUGGACUCAUGGGAGAACUGGUUUUUAAGCGAGCUGAUGUGGGACUUUCCGCUUUGACCAUUACGCCUGAGCGGGAGAGCGUUGUAGACUUCACCACGCGCUACAUGGAUUAUUCUGUGGGCGUUCUGCUGCGCAAGGCCGAACGCACAGUGGACAUGUUUGCCUGCUUGGCACCCUUUGACCUGUCACUGUGGGCGUGCAUCGCAGGCACCGUGCUCCUCGUGGGCAUCCUGGUGUACUUGCUCAGCUGGCUCAACCCACCACGACUACCCAUGGGCUCCGUGUCUUCAACCACACUCUACAAUUCCAUGUGGUUUGUGUACGGCUCCUUUCUGCAGCAAGGUGGAGAAGUUCCCUACACCACCCUUGCCACUCGGAUGAUGAUGGGCGUUUGGUGGAUGUUCGCUCUCAUCGUAAUCUCUUCAUACACUGCUAAUCUAGCGGCGUUUCUCACCAUCUCACGCAUUGAGAACUCCAUCCAGUCUCUGCAAGACUUAUCCAAGCAGACGGAGUUACCAUAUGGGACAGUGUUGGACUCUGCAGUAUAUGAUCAGGUGCGCUCAAAGGCUAUGAAUCCCUUUGAGAGAGAUCCUAUGUACUCCCAAAUGUGGCGGAUGAUUAAUCGCACUGGAGGAGCAGAUAAUAAUGUUGAAGAUUCACGAGAAGGCGUCCGAAAGGUGAAAUAUGGACGAUUUGGCUUCGUGUGGGACGCAGCGGUGCUGGAAUAUGUCGCCAAUAAUGACGAGGAUUGUUCCUUUUACACCGUAAGCAGCAGCGCACCAGAUCGUGGAUAUGGCAUCGCCAUGCAGCAUGGCAGCCCCUACAGAGACAUUUUCUCCCAAAGAAUCCUGGAACUCCAGCAGAAUGGUGACAUGGAUAUCCUAAAACUAAAGUGGUGGCCCAAGGACAGCCCGUGUGACCUCUACAGCUCAGACCAGACGCGGCAACGUGGCAAUGCCCUUGAUAUCCACAGUUUUGCCGGAGUUUUCUGUGUCCUGGCAGCUGGCGUGGUGCUCUCCUGCCUCAUUGCAAUGGUGGAGAGUUGGUGGUCACGACGGAAGGGAUCCAGAGUCCCCUCCAAGGAGGACGAUAAGGAGAUCGACCUGGAGCACCUACACCGCCGGGUUAACAGCUUGUGCACCGAGGAUGAGAGCCCCCACAAGCAAUUCUCCACCUCUUCCGUCGAUUUAACCCCCCUGGAUAUGGAUGCACUGCCUGCUGCCCGCCAGGCCCUGGAGCAGAUCAGCGAUUUCCGCAACACCCACAUCACCACCACCACCUUCAUCCCCGAGCAGAUCCAGACCCUAAGCCGUAGCCUCUCUGCCAAAGCCGCCGCUGGGUUUUCUUCAGGUUUCGGUGGUGGCAGCGGUCUGCAGGACCACCGAACUGGUGGGGUUGGUCCCUUCAGACAAAGGGCCCCCAAUGGUGGAUUCUUCCGCAGCCCCAUCAAAACAAUGUCCUCCAUCCCCUACCAGCCAACAGGUCCAGGACCCAACUUUGGAUAUGGCAAUGAUCCAGACAGGGGCACCUCCAUAUGAGGUGUUGCUAUGGAUGUAGGUGGUUCAGGAAGUAGGAAUAGUUGGAUCAGAAUGGGGGGAGGAGGGCGUACAAGUCAUGUGAUGGUUGAACAAAUAGGAUAAAAAUCUAUGUAAAGAGGAUUUUCUUCUGUUCUUAGUUUCUGCCUGGGUGUCCAUCGGGGGUUAUUUUGUAUGUGAAGAAAACAAAGGAGGUGGAGGUCUGUUGGGGCACUCUUCAUCCUCCUGCAAAGCGUACUGGUGAGGAGCAGGAAGGGAAGUCACUGGGAGGGAUGGCGGGUGGGAUAGGGUGUAAUCUCUGCUUUAUUGUUGUUGUUCUUGUGAUUGUUUGGGAAAUUAUUUUGGGAGUUAGUCUAAAAGAAGACCCUUUUUACAUUGAUGUUUUAUGAGGACUAUCACGUUUAGUGAAAAAUGGCUGAAACGACCUGAUUUCCUUCUACUGUUUGAGCAGUUCUGGUUGAAUGAGCCCAACACCAGAAAAGACGUUAUCCAUAUCAGCUACAGACCUGUCGUCAGUGAAGGAUUAGUUGUGACUUUAGCCAUGAAACCACUUCCAGGGACUCGGAACUACAAGCAAUGACCAGACAGUAAUAUAACGAAGGCAAAUGUUGCCUUUAGUUCUGCUUCUUGCAACACAAAGGGUUCUGAAAAGGUCAUGGAUAUUGAAGAUUAUGUUUCUCCAAUAUAACUUCGCCUUUUCACUCUUUGGGAGUAUAUGUUCCUUUAUUUUUUGUCUUCUAGUGUUUUGUUUUUGUCUUUUUUUUCUGUACUUUGGGUUUAAAUGUGUGAUCAUCUCCAAGAUGAUGCCCACACAGUGACCUGACCAGACUUAAGACUUUGCAGCUAAGCCCACAGUGAUGCGCUGGUCCGAAAACUGCUGAAAUGCCAUGACAGUGGAAGAAAACGUCACUGUAAAAUCACCAGUUUGGUGCAUCAGUCUUAAACUACUUCUGCCAUUUUGGUGCAUCGGCCUGAAACUGUUUUCACCACUUUGAUGCACAUUAAACUCUGUUGAUCCCUCUGCACUGUACCAGUGCCCACAGACCUGUAAGUGAUUGUACGUAGCUCUUACCUUUUCUUUUCUCACUUGUAUUGUGCUCUCUGCUUUUCGAGUCAAGGUGAGAUCCUCCAGCCAGACUCCCAGAAGUGUGGUAAACGUGGACAUUUAAAAAAAAGCAGCUGAAAGAUUUACAAAACAUAAAAGACAAGCUGAAAGACUUCACGGAGCUCAUGCUUGUUCAUGUCUUUUAUUGGGUUUUGUUCUGAGAAAAAAAAUUUAAUCCGCGGAAUGUGUUUUGGUCAGGAAGUACAAAAAUAACAUUGUUCUGAGCUGUCUAGUUGUUCUUUUUCUUUAAAUAUUAUUUACAGAAAACUGAAAAAAACUGCUAAACAAGUGAUGUAGUCUCUGGUUUUGCAUCAUCUAGUUAUAACAUUUGAUUUCCUCUCUGUUUCUCUUACUUUUAGUGCUCCCACGCCCACGUUGUUUAUAGGAAACAAGCUCAUUCUGGAAUCUCACAUGACAUUCAAGUUCAUUAAUCGUUUCUUAUCGGGUGAAAUUAGAUAGAAUUGGUGUUGAGGAAAAGCCAUUGCAGGAACAUUUUCAGUUUGAGCCCUAAAUCAGCUGACUGUACCCUCCCAACUUAACCCGAAACAUGUCCGUGUGCUGGGGUUAAGGCAAUGCUUUAAAGAGAUAGUGGUCAUUAAAAUCCAACAGGUCCAAGAUACACCUCUAAUUCCUAUCUCUCUUGUUAAAGGUACUAUUUAUGUAACUUUUUAAAGUGCCGAUGAAUUAAAAUCAAACCAUUAAGGUGCAUUUUUGGUUAAGGAAUGGUGGUGGUACUCUCUGAGGGGGUUGGUAUAAUAGUCAAGGUUUUUUUUUUUGUUCCACUAACACUGUAUUAAUAAUUGAUAAUGUCAAUUGUUUAGAACAAGUUUUCAGUUUGCUAUUUUGAAGCUAAAACUGCAAAUUGUUCCGUGUGUAGAGAAUUCAGUCGAGCCACAGUGUUUUGAAGCAAACGUUUUUAGGGUUUCUUUCAUUAUAAUAGGUUACAGUCAGGCUACUGAAUGGUAAAUAGGACACAUGCAUUUAAAAAGUUAUUUAGUAUAAAUAAAGAGACAUUAUAAAAAUGUAUAUUUUACAUGUUGAUGCUAUUUUUGUUUAACAAAAAGAGAAGACUAUAUCAUGUUGAGCUUUAGUCUGGGAUUGAGGAGUCACGUCAACGCCUUUGGUUUUCUCCCCAUCCCGCCCAUGGUAAACACAUUUACACUAAUCGUUUGCUUUAUUUUUUAAGUCAUUCUGAGUUUUUUUAUUAUGUUUUAUUCUUUUAUUUUGGCUAAAUAACAAAAUCUGGCAAGUUCACGAAAAAGAAAGCAUGCACAAACUUGCUGUCUAGCUAUCUGUUAACAUUUUUAAUUUCUUACAUAGAACUACAAGAUUUACUUAAUAAUUUUCAAAGGUUUAUGAUGUACAGUAUUUAAUAUAGGCCUAUUUUGUUGUAUGUGUUGCAUAAUAUUCAAAAACCGAACAAACUUGGGCCUCUGUUACAAGUGGCAAAGCUUUCUGUGUAUAAUUUGUCUAAUAAACAGGUUUUCUACAGUGGGA